AUGCGUAUUAUUGGUGUCACACUAUUUUGGAUAUUAUUUCAUUGCUAUGCCUUACUUGCAGCGAAUAUUGUACAAUUGGCACCAAAUUAUUUUACUUGCUAUAUUGAACCAGGAAUAUAUCUAACAUUCAUAAGUUAUUAUACAUUAAUAGUCAAAGCAUCUAUUCUACCUUUGCUUAUGACAAUUUUUGGACUAUGGACUAUAAAGAAUGUUCGUAGUUUUCGUGGUGCAAUAGUGGUACCAAAUAUAUCAAUAACUGGACCAACAGGAGUUGGUUCAAAUUCUGCACAUGCCAAAGAUCGUCAAUUUUUUUCGAAUUCUUCUCAUCGAUAUUAG
Messenger RNA from Rotaria sordida, 336 nucleotides. Lineage: Eukaryota; Metazoa; Rotifera; Eurotatoria; Philodinida; Philodinidae. The record is from the annotation of a GenBank genome assembly.